Messenger RNA from Penicillium macrosclerotiorum, 1011 nucleotides. RefSeq lists its product as uncharacterized. Bases 1 to 1011 code for a protein of 336 amino acids. The transcript has 2 exons. The record is from RefSeq and is a predicted model, not a curated record. Lineage: Eukaryota; Fungi; Ascomycota; Eurotiomycetes; Eurotiales; Aspergillaceae.
AUGGCCCAACACCCGGCAACCCUUCUUGGUCACCCACCUCCCCGUCCGACUUGGGCAGCAUCAACGUCGAUCCCAUCUCCCCCUAUCGAUUAUUCCUCCCCACAACAAACUGGUUCGCAAAAGAAUAGUCUUCCGUUACUCCAAUUUGGUGAUUGGGAGGAAGGUCGAACAUAUGACGAGGAUCCACCGACUUGUAUCCACUACUUGAUCGAGUGGAAGGUCACUCUCAAUAACAGGACGGUGGCGAAAGACACAGAACAAGAUCUGGUUCUAGCCCCUCGAUUUCACUGGAGGCUCUUUUUGCAACCAAAGCUAAAGGAGCUGCUUAUCUAUGCUGAGGAAGCAGCCUCAGGAGAGCCGCCUGCCUGGAAAGAGGUAUAUGCUUUGAUGCAUUGUCCUGGGUCUUGUGAACUAGGUCCGCACUGCUGGCAGGAUCCUUAUGGAAAGAAGCAUUACAAGCUCUACCGAUAUCAGCUGGAGAGUCUGGUUAAAUAUGUGCAGAGCGGCGGGAUUUUGCAGUCGCAUGAAGAUGUGCCUGGUAUGAUUCGCGAGCAAAUCUAUAGAGCAGAGAGACAACGGCUCGAUAGACCGCGAGCCAAUAAUCGAUCCACCGCAGAGACAAGCCGCCCUCCUAUUACUAUCACAAAUGUGCUUCCAACACAAGCCUUACAAGCACCUGGGCUGUCAUCAUCUGCACAUCCAGAGACUGCUAGUUCUUCAGCCGACUCUCCGACUAUUCAUAUUUCUGGACUUCUCGAUGUUGCUGUGAGAGAAUACAGCAACUGGCAACAGUCACGUUUGGCCGACGAGGCUUUGAAAUCCGAGGUCAGAAAGGCGUGCGACGUAGCCCUAGAGGAUGGACUAGACUUGGCGCAGAUUGAUGAAGACAAAGAUCCUAAUUAUUUCAAGGCGCGUGGUGUCAAGUGGGGUAUCGCUCGGUGUUUUUUCAAGGACAUUAGGUACUGGGUGGACAACUACAAUGGAUGCGUGAGAAGCGAAGCGGAUAUUUAA